AUGGCUGUCCUUAACCUUGUCACUUUGGCUUUGGCCCUUUCUUCUCAGGCCAUGGCCCGGCCUCGCCCACAGUUUGGCAACGGCGGCGAUGCCCAAACACCCGGUGCUGGUCUCGGCGGUUCUCUCCCUACCGCCCUUCCCAGCGGUGGCUCUGGCCUCAUUCCUUCUGGCUUUCCCAGCCUAGGAGGUGGUAAUGGAGGUGCCAUCCCAACCCCUGGCAGUGGCUUCAACUUGCCCGGCAGCGGUAGUGGUAACGAUGCUCCUGCUACCACACCAGGCACUGGCGGUGGCUUCUUUGGCGGUGGCAGUGGCGGUGGCAUUCCCGGCCUUGGCAACCUCCCAUUCUUUGGAGGAGGUAACGGAGGCAACGGUGGUAGUAGCAGAGGUGGCUUCUUCGGCGGUGGCGGUAACACCAACACUCCCCCCGCCGCAGCUCCAAGCGGUGGUCUGCUUGGAGGAAAUGAUGGCAACACCGGCGGUGGUGCUUCUGUCCCCGCUCCCAUUCAAACUCCGGGCACCGGAGGUGGUGUACAAGGUGCAUCCUUUCGAGGCCGUGGUCGAUCUCGUAACCAAGACUCGCCUUCGACCCCUGGAGGCAGUGGUAACUCUCAGGGUGGAAACGGCGGCGGCCUUAGCGGAAAUCAGCCGAGCGGUGCCAUCCCUACCUUCUCUGCCGGACCUGGCAACGGUUUCGGCGAGGGAGGCAAUGGUGGAAAUGGAGGAAACGGCGAUGCCACUGAGGCUCCUGUCGCUCCCACUCUUGUCCCUACCCCAGGCAGUGGGCUCGAGGGCCCAGGCACUGCUCCCAGCGGCGUCAUCCCUACUUUCGUUGCUGGACCAGGAAACGGUUUCGGCAACAGCCCUAGCACCCCUAGCGCUCCCAUUCAGACUCCUGGUAGCGGAAACCAGCCUGGCGGUGGUCUAGGUGGAAGCCAGCCCAGUGGUACCAUUCCUACUUUCGUUGCUGGACCCGGCAAUGGUUUCGGUGAGGGCGGCAACUCUGGCAGCCCUGACACUCCCAUCCAGACACCCGGCAGUGGAAGCUCAACCGGAGAUGACCUCACUCAGCCUGGUAGCGGAAGUGGAAACGGCAGCGGUAACGACAGCGGUAACGGCAGCGGAAAUGGCGGUGAUCAGACUCAGCCCAGUGGUGUCAUUCCCACCUUCGUCGCUGGACCUGGUAACGGUUUCGGUGGUGGUAACGGUGCUGUCACUACCCCUACUCCCGGUGCUGGCCUGGGUGGCGGUAACAACAACACCCCCGAUGUCCCUGAGACUCCCGUUCAGAUCCCAGGAGCCGGUAGCGGCAGCGGAAGCCAGCCUGGAGGUGCUAUCCCAACCUUCGUUGCUGGCCCCGGCCAAGGCUUCGGUGGUGGCGAUGGCCAGAACGGAGGCUUCCAGAAGCGAGCUCGAUCCUCUCAGUAA
Molecule: messenger RNA, 1425 nt
Organism: Fusarium subglutinans
Lineage: Eukaryota; Fungi; Ascomycota; Sordariomycetes; Hypocreales; Nectriaceae
Exons: 1
Coding region: 1-1425 (474 amino acids)
Source: RefSeq, a predicted model, not a curated record